GCCACGCACAUUUCUCUUUCCUUUACACUGUCCUCUCGACUCCAGAAAGGGAAAAACAAUCGCCAAACAAACACACAAGCAAAGAUGCCUUCCACUGAGUCGUAUAUCUGCUGCCCUACGGACAAGCCGGCUGCGAAGUGCCCUUACGACCCCACCGGCGACGAUUUCUACGUCGUCGGCCCGUACAAGAGCAAGGCAGGUGUGGUGGUGGUGAGCGACAUCUUCGGCAUGCAACCAAACUCGAAGCGCUUUGCGGAUAUGCUGGCGGAGAAUGGCUACCUCGUCGUCAUGCCUGACUUCUUUGGCAAGCGUGUGUGGCCGGUGGAGAACUGGCCCGUGGACCCAGAGUCGCAGAAGUGGAAGGACCACAUUGUGUGGAGCCGCAACAUGGACAACUUCAAGCCGCGCAUGGAUCGGGCAGUGGAGAUGCUGCGGCAGAUGGGAUGUGCGAAGGUCGGAGCCGUCGGCAUGUGCUGGGGAGCGGUGCUGCCCUUUAUCUUGUCGGGCGAAGGCACCAUCGAUGCGGCGGCGACGGCACACCCGGCCUUCUUCAAUGCCUCGGAUGUGCAACUGGCCAAGACGGGUGUGUUGGUGCUGGGCGGUGUCGACGACGGUCCGCUGAUGGAAGUUGGCAAGGCUGUGAAGGCGCACCCGAUUGAGCCAAAAGUCUUCCGCUCCUUUGAAAACAUUGAACACGGCUUCUUUGGAUCGCGGUAUGAUCCGGAUAACUACACGGAAGUGCAGAUGAAGGAGGCACUGGAGGCACGCCACCUUCUUCUGGACUUCCUGCAGACGACGCUGCACUAG
This is a messenger RNA of Leptomonas pyrrhocoris, 807 nucleotides long. RefSeq names its product endo-1-like protein. NCBI's taxonomy places the organism in Eukaryota, Euglenozoa, Kinetoplastea, Trypanosomatida, Trypanosomatidae. Gene Ontology annotation, molecular function: hydrolase activity. The record is from RefSeq and is a predicted model, not a curated record. Bases 85 to 807 code for a protein of 240 amino acids. The transcript has a single exon.